Molecule: messenger RNA, 842 nt
Organism: Entelurus aequoreus (snake pipefish)
Lineage: Eukaryota; Metazoa; Chordata; Actinopteri; Syngnathiformes; Syngnathidae
Product: dynein light chain Tctex-type 1-like
Exons: 6
Coding region: 1-441 (146 amino acids)
Biological process (GO): microtubule-based movement
Cellular component (GO): kinetochore; cytoplasm; cytoplasmic dynein complex
Molecular function (GO): dynein intermediate chain binding
Source: RefSeq, a predicted model, not a curated record
AUGUGUUCAUGUGCUCCCUGCACCUACGUGUUGACGAGACAGAGAACAACAUUACGACAAGCGGUCCUGCUGAUAAAACCAACCCAGGCUGAAAUGGAGGAAUAUAACUCUGGCGAAGAGGUGCUCUUCAAUGCUGAUGACGCCAGUAACAACAUUAAAGAGUGCAUCGAGGGCGUCAUCGGCGGUACGGACUACAGCCAAAGUAAAGUAAACCAGUGGACCGCCAGCAUUGUGGAACAGUCUUUGACUCAUCUCGUCAAACAAGUCAAACCUUUCAAGUACAUAGUUAACUGCACCAUCAUGCAGAAGAGCGGGGCUGGUCUCCACACGGCUAACUCCUGUUACUGGGACAACACCACGGACGGAAGCUGUACAGUCCGAUGGGAAAACCGCACCAUGUAUUGCGUCGUCGGCGUCUUUGCCGUGGCUUUGCAGCCGUGACCCCAUCCUAAGAACAAGGACGGUCGUCAGCUUUGGUAGUAGUUUGUUUCCAAUACAGGGAAAUGGAAGUAAGAAUGUUCAGGGGGCAACAACGAAGCAGCGUGUUGCUCGUUUGUGUGAUCACUCCCGACUUUCAGGAGUUACUUUGUGGUCAGCUAAGAAUCAAACACUUGUGUAGCAAUCCCUCAGCUUUAUGUAAGCACUCCAUCAUUACAUUCCUAAAUAAAAUAAGACUGAAACCACUGCAGGAUUUAGGAAAACACACCAGAGUACUUUAAAUGUCUUUAUAUGAUACUUUAAACUUACAAAAGUAUUUAUUAUUUACUUGUCAGAAUUUGUGUAGGGGGCACCAAUACAUUCCUUUUUUUAUUUAGUAUCUACAGAAAAAUAAAGGUGGAUUU